Molecule: messenger RNA, 1598 nt
Organism: Manihot esculenta (cassava)
Lineage: Eukaryota; Viridiplantae; Streptophyta; Magnoliopsida; Malpighiales; Euphorbiaceae
Product: probable magnesium transporter NIPA9
Exons: 9
Coding region: 259-1293 (344 amino acids)
Biological process (GO): magnesium ion transport
Cellular component (GO): membrane
Molecular function (GO): magnesium ion transmembrane transporter activity
Source: RefSeq, a predicted model, not a curated record
UUCCUUCACGUUUGGAGCCCCAUCACCUAUUCCUCCAGCCGCUAAACUUAGUAAAAACCUGUCAAUAGAAGUAAUUCUCUCAAAAUUAAACAUAUAUAAGAUAACAACGGCAGGUCCCAGGUAGCGUAAGAUCGCAAUUCAUAGCCCACCACCUACCUUAAAUUUGGACAACACCAUCCAAAAAUCAGGAAAGGGGAGAUCUUUGCGUUUAUAUUUUGUGAUUUCAUAUUGUAGAGGGAGAGCUAGAGAGGGAAUAAUAUGUGGGAAUCGAUCUGUUUAACGUUGGCGGCUGCCGCAGGCAAUAACAUCGGCAAGGUUCUUCAGAAAAAAGGCACCAUCAUUCUGCCUCCUCUUUCUUUCAAGCUCAAGGUGAUUAGGGCAUAUGCUGUUAAUAAAGCUUGGGUCAUAGGUUUCCUGAUGGAUAUAAGUGGAGCAAUGUUAAUGUUGAGGGCAUUAUCACAAGCUCCUGUGUCUGUUAUCCAACCAGUUUCUGGAUGUGGUCUUGCGAUCCUUUCUGUCUUCUCCCAUUUUUACCUAAAAGAAGUCAUGAAUGUAAUUGAUUGGAUUGGAAUAACUCUGGCAGCUAUUGGCACCAUAGGAGUUGGUGCUGGAGGUGAGGAGCAGGAGGCUUCUUCCGUAUCUGUUUUCCAGUUACCAUAUCUGGCAUUUAUUGUUGCCAUCUUGUUUGUAGUCCUUAAUGGAUGGCUUCGUGUCUGCAAAUGUCAACGAAGAGAACAGGAGACGAUGGAAUAUGAAGUUAUUGAAGAAAUUAUAUAUGGCUUGGAAUCUGGCAUUUUAUUUGGGAUGGCCUCGGUGAUAUCAAAGAUGGGAUUUGUUUUCUUGGAGCAGGGUUUCCCAAGGAUGUUGAUUCCCAUAUGCAUCUCAAUCAGUAUAUGCUGCAGUGGAACAGGAUUUUAUUACCAGACUCGUGGUCUAAAGCAUGGAAGGGCAAUUGUGGUGUCUACAUGUGCUGCUGUAGCAUCCAUAGUGACUGGUGUGCUUUCUGGAAUGCUGGCGUUGGGAGAACGAUUGCCUUCAGCACCAACUGCCCGCCUUUCACUUCUGCUGGGAUGGCUACUCAUCAUGGUAGGUGUUAUCUUACUGGUGAGUUCAACCCGGUUACUGCGACACCUUCCACGGCCAUUGCGACACUGGAUGAGAAGCAAUGUUGAUCGGAGUUUUAGUCUGGGCCGAUCAGGGUCUCUGCGGGUUAAGGAUUCAAAUCCAAGUGCUGUGAUCCAGGCAGCAACAUUGCAUCAUUUGAUAGCUACUCCAGCUAAAGAGAAAGCCUAAAUUUGCUAGCAAUGCUUAGAAAUAUUAGCAUUUGCAUUGAUUAACGUGCUUUCUCGACUCUGCGGUGUGUUGUUGAUGUUGAGGCUUGUGUGUACAGUGUACCUUAUUAGAUUUCCUUUGGAGGGCAUGAAAUUUUGGAGAUCAUUCUCUCCCAGACAAAUGUUACUUAAAUUCUCAAGUAGAAAUACUUUGUACCCAUUUCAAGUUAGACACUUAGAAUGCUGAUAAGAUGUAAACUAUUAGUAUUUCCCACUCUAUGAUUAUGAUGUUGAUAUGAUUACAUACAUCUAUAUACUGCUUUCUGC